Molecule: messenger RNA, 1399 nt
Organism: Sinocyclocheilus anshuiensis
Lineage: Eukaryota; Metazoa; Chordata; Actinopteri; Cypriniformes; Cyprinidae
Product: GATA-binding factor 2-like
Exons: 4
Coding region: 384-1340 (318 amino acids)
Biological process (GO): cell fate commitment; negative regulation of transcription by RNA polymerase II; positive regulation of angiogenesis
Cellular component (GO): nucleus
Molecular function (GO): zinc ion binding; RNA polymerase II cis-regulatory region sequence-specific DNA binding; DNA-binding transcription factor activity, RNA polymerase II-specific
Source: RefSeq, a predicted model, not a curated record
ACAGCCGCAGAGUUUAACAAUUGGUCUGUGGACAAUUUGAACCGGUGGCAAAUUACGAAUGUCAGCAGACAUCUUGAGGAUUAACAUUCUUUGAAUAACACGGGAAAAAUAAACAGAGGAUUGGAGUGUUGAAAUACUAGUUUGCGCAGUGUUCCUGAGCAUUGUUGAGAGCAAAGAAGCAGGAUCUCUAUUUCUCCAAAAAAAAUAAGGGCAUGUGGAAAAAUUGAAUAGGGCAUCACCAACUGAAGCAGUACGCUCACGACAAAUAUUUUAGUAAUCUGAAGGACCAUAGUGGUGUUCCUGGGUCUCUUAGUGUACAAAAGGUUUUCAGUAGGCAUCUAGAAAACUUUUCGAAACAUUUUCGAAGCGCGGACGAUUUAGACAUGGAGGUUGCGGCCGAUCAGUCUCGAUGGAUGGCCCAUCAUCAUGCGGUACUCAACGGCCAGCACCCAGAGUCCCAUCAUCACGGGCUUACACACAAUUACAUGGAGCCCAUGGCACCUCUUCUUCCCCCGGACGAGGUGGAUGUGUUCUUGAAUCACUUGGACUCGCAGGGGAACCCGUACUACCCCAAUUCUCGGGCUAGAGUAUCAUACGGACAAGCGCACGCUCGUCUCACGGGAAGUCAGGUCUGCCGGCCACACCUCAUACACAGUCCCGGUAUUCCUUGGCUGGACAGCGGGAAGGCAGCGCUCUCCGCUGCCCACCACAACGCCUGGGCGGUCAGUCACUUCAGCAAGCCUGGCCUGCACCCCGCCAGCGCCGGCUACGCGUGCAGCAGCAGCUCCAGCACCGCUCCCGUCUCCUCCCUCACAUCCGCAGCCCACUCCAGUCCACAUCCCCUCUACAAUUUCCCCCCAACCCCACCGAAAGACGUCUCACCGGACCCCGGUCCUUCUUCUCCGAUCUCCACCACUGCAAGAAUGGAUGAAAAGGAGUCCAUCAAGUACCACGUGUCCAUCGCCGAUGGGAUGAAAAUGGAGGGAUGUAGUCCUCUUCGGGGAAGCCUGGCUAUGAGCGCCCAAACACCGUCCACGCAUCAUCCCAUCCCAACCUACCCAACGUACUCUCUGCCCACGCCACACGAGUACGGCGGGGGUCUGUUUCAUCCUGGUACCCUCCUCAGUGGAUCCGCUUCAAGCUUUACACCUAAAUGUAAAAGCAAGACACGGUCGUGCUCAGAGGGGCGUGAAUGUGUGAACUGCGGAGCCACCUCCACCCCGCUGUGGCGGCGGGACGGAACGGGCCACUACCUCUGCAACGCGUGCGGCCUGUACCACAAGAUGAACGGCCAGAACCGACCCCUUAUCAAGCCAAAGCGCAGACUGGUGAGUCGAUGAGCCCUACAGAAUUCUUUCAGUUCCUCACACACGUGAGAAAGAGGGCUAAAUAGGAGCAC